Messenger RNA from Daucus carota subsp. sativus, 1281 nucleotides. RefSeq names its product dehydrodolichyl diphosphate synthase 2. Gene Ontology annotation, cellular component: chloroplast stroma. The transcript has 3 exons. Lineage: Eukaryota; Viridiplantae; Streptophyta; Magnoliopsida; Apiales; Apiaceae. The coding region runs from base 153 to 1082 and encodes 309 amino acids. Gene Ontology annotation, molecular function: ditrans,polycis-polyprenyl diphosphate synthase [(2E,6E)-farnesyl diphosphate specific] activity. Gene Ontology annotation, biological process: response to cold; plastid membrane organization; polyprenol biosynthetic process. The record is from RefSeq and is a predicted model, not a curated record.
ACAUGCACCAAAAAGUGUAACCGCGCCAGAGUCGAACACGGGUGUCCCGGACAACGAAGGAUAAAAGCAGGCUAUCCAGUCGUGCUCUAUAUGAAUUACUUUAUUGUUCACAAACAAAGAGGCCAAAAUAAUUAUUUAAAACAUCCACACAUAUGGCAGUAAAUAUGGGGAGUUCAUAUUUUGUAUCUGCUGUUCCUUCGCUUAGCCCUCCCUUAAAUUACAGAUCAUGUACUCCUACUAAUUCUGCAGGCCUAAGAAAUUCACAAUUUGUUACACAGAGACGUGUGCUAAUGGAAGCAACAAAAAGAGACGUAAUGCAUCAUGAUAAGCAGCUGGAAGAGGAGGAACACAUGUUAGCUGCUGCUGGUCUCAGAGCAGAAGCAAUGCCUAAACACGUCGCGGUGAUUACUGAUGGCCAUAGGCGUUGGGCGCGGCAGAGAGGUCACCCGGUAGAGUAUGGACACAGGACACUUGAACCCGUUAAUGCAGAGCUUUGUCGUCUUUGUUGCAAAUUUGGAAUCAAAGUUCUUACUAUUUAUCUUUUCUCUACUGAAACUUGGCUUCGCUCACAAGAGGAGACAGACUCAUUGAUGAGCUUGUUUGAGGAGGCAAUAAGAUCAAAUCUGGAAGAAUCAAUCAAGCAUGACAUAAGGAUCUCAGUAAUAGGUGAUAGGACAAGACUGCCCCAAUCACUUAUAGAAGUGAUCAAUGAAGCUGAGGAGAAAACAAGGGCCAAGUCGAGGCUCCAUCUCAUUCUUGGUAUUGGAUACGGUGGACAAAAUGAUGUCAUACAAGCCUGUAAGAAGGUGUUUAAAAAGGUAAAAGAUGGUUCGAUCCGUGAGGAGGAAAUCAAUGAAAAAAUAUUUGAACAAGAACUACAGACAAGUAUAUGCACUGAGAAUCCUUUUCCAGAUUUGCUGAUAAGAGCUGCUGGGGAGUUGAGGCUAAGCAACUUCUAUUUGUAUCAAGCAGCUUAUGCUGAACUAUACUUCACCAAAGCUCCUUAUCCUGAUUUUAAAGAAGAAGAUAUGGUAAUGGCCUUGAAAUCGUAUCAACAACGACGAAGGCGUUAUGGUAGAUGAUGAUCAUAGAUCAUAGUACUGUGUAUGUAUAAUACCUUUGUUAUUUGAAAACCUGGAAAGAUUUAGUACAUCUUCAUAUAUGUUUGUUUCCCAAGCAUAAAAAAAAUUGGAUAAGAGUGCUAAACACCUCUUACACAAAGCUACAGUAGCAUUUAUAUUUUAAAGUAACAACUUUUAAUCUGAAUUAGUGACCUGUUCA